AUGGCUUCUUCUCCGCCAGCACCUGGAGACUCGUCUCCUUUAUUUUUCAAUUCCGUCACCUCGUCCUCUCCUAUUAGAGCACGGGCUUCUCAGGAUGACGGUGCCCUUUCUGAAAGAGCUGGAAGAUUACGAAUUGAGGAUGUAUCGUCACCUCUUGGCUACCCUUCGUCUGAAAGAGACCAUACACUUUACAGCGCGUCAAGAAAUGGUCGUAGUUCUCAUUUCUCGGAGACUGAUAAUAUCUCUGCUGAUAAUCAUCAUCGUUCGUAUAACAGGAGAGGAGACAUUUUUUCGUCAGAUCUGACACCUUCUCGGAGAAUGCUAGUUUCAUCAGACGGCCAUGCUCCAAGUGAUAGCGGAUUGUUUACUCUCUCUGCUCGUGGUAGUGAUGUGUCUGAAACAGGUAAUCCUGGAGAUCCAGUUCGUCUCAUUUGGGGUACCAAUGUUAGUAUCGCAGAGACUAUGAACUCGUUCAGAUCGUUUUUGCAGUCUUUCAAGAGUAAAUACAGAAUGAUGCACGACGAUAUUCCAAUUGGUCCUGGUGAGGGUGAAGAUUUGGUUUACGUGAACAUGAUGAACCAAAUGCGUAUUUUAGGUUCGGCCAAUUUGAAUUUGGAUGCGCAAAACUUACUAGCCUAUCCUGCUACUCACAAGCUAUAUUACCAACUUAUCAAUUAUCCAUAUGAGCUUGUUCCUAUUAUGGAUCAGGUUAUCAAAGACUGUAUGGUGACUCUGGUCACGACAACAACUAAUGGUGGUACUGUCGAUGCCAAGGAAUUGGAGGCUACUGAAAUGAGAAAUUAUAAAGUCCGUCCUUUCGGUAUUGAUAAUAAGCGAGGAAUGAGAGACCUGAAUCCUGGUGAUAUUGACAAGCUUGUCACUGUCAAAGGAUUGGUGUUAAGAGCAACUCCUGUCAUUCCUGAUAUGAAGGAAGCCUUUUUCAAGUGUAUUGUGUGUAGUCACACAGUCGUGGUUGAAAUUGAUCGUGGAACCAUUACUGAACCCACGAAAUGUCCUCGACCAGUGUGUGGCCGUACAAACUCUAUGCAGAUUGUUCACAAUCGUUGUUUAUUUGCUGAUAAGCAAGUGAUUCGUUUACAAGAAACUCCAGAUAUUACACCAGAUGGCCAAACCCCGCACUCGAUUUCUCUCUGUGUUUAUGAUGAGUUGGUCGAUAUCUGCAAAGCUGGUGAUCGAGUUGAAGUCACUGGUAUUUUCAGAUCAGUCCCGGUUAGAAUCAAUCCCCGUCAACGUACUUUGAAGAGUCUUUUCAAAACAUAUGUCGAUAUUCUUCAUGUACAAAAAGUUGACAAAAAACGUAUGGGAAUUGAUGUAACCACAAAUCUCGAAGCGGAAGUGGCGGAACAACAGCAGGCUGAUGUUGAGGAAACAAGAAAAAUUACCGAAGAUGAUAUUGCUAAGAUUAAGGAAGUCGCCGCUAGAGAUGAUCUUUACGAUUUACUGGCCCGAUCUCUUGCCCCCAGCAUUUACGAGCAAGAUGAUGUCAAGAAAGGAAUAUUACUACAACUUUUCGGUGGAAGUAAUAAAACUUUUGAAAAGGGUGGUUCACCAAGAUACCGUGGCGAUAUCAAUAUUCUUCUUUGUGGUGAUCCUUCUACGUCCAAGUCACAAAUGUUGCAAUAUGUUCACAAGAUUGCUCCUCGUGGUAUUUACACAUCAGGUAAAGGUUCAUCAGCAGUCGGUUUGACAGCUUAUGUGACGCGGGAUAUCGAAACUAAACAGCUGGUACUGGAAAGUGGUGCUCUAGUCCUUUCCGAUGGUGGUAUUUGUUGUAUCGAUGAGUUUGAUAAAAUGUCCGAUGCUACUAGAUCAGUUUUGCACGAAGUUAUGGAACAACAAACCAUUUCCAUUGCUAAAGCUGGUAUCAUCACCACUUUGAACGCUCGUACCUCUAUUCUCGCCUCGGCAAAUCCUAUCGGAUCUAAAUAUGACGUCAAGUUGUCGGUACCUCAAAAUAUUGAUCUCCCGCCCUCUUUACUUUCUCGUUUCGAUCUGGUCUACUUGAUGAUUGAUAAAAUUGAUGCUCAAGCUGACAGACACCUUGCUAACCACUUGACAAGAAUGUAUGCUGAGGAUGUUCCAGAGAAUGCUGCUACUAGUGAGAUUCUUCCUGUGGAGUUCUUGACAUUGUACAUUUCAUAUGCUAAGAACUUGCAACCUCAGAUUACCCCCGAAGCCAAGGAUGAACUUGUUAAGGCUUAUGUAGCAAUGAGAAAGCUCGGUGAGGAUUCCCGUACUGCUGAAAAACGUAUCACUGCUACCACUCGUCAACUGGAAAGUAUGAUUCGACUAUCAGAGGCGCACGCUAAAAUGAGACUUUCUGAAGUGGUAACUGCUGAUGAUGUUUUGGAAGCCGUUCGUUUGAUUAGAAGUGCUAUCAAGGAGUAUGCUAUGGAUCCAAUUACGGGAACGAUUGAUAUGGACCUUGUUCAAACUGGUACUUCUUCAGCUCAAAGAAGACUUCGCGUCGACUUGAAAGAGAACUUGCUCUCCAUCAUGGACACUGCAAUUGCUCGAACCGGUUCUGGAGGUACUCUGAGAUAUGACGAGCUUGUCAGAUUGGUCGCUGAUAUUAUUCCUACCAGAGUAGAAAAUCUGGAACUUGGAAACGCUCUUCGUUCUCUUGAACAAGAGGGUAAAAUUGUAAUGACUGGCUCAAAUACUAGACGGACAAUCCGAAGAGUGACUGGCUUGGUCUAA
Molecule: messenger RNA, 2721 nt
Organism: Sugiyamaella lignohabitans
Lineage: Eukaryota; Fungi; Ascomycota; Dipodascomycetes; Dipodascales; Trichomonascaceae
Gene: MCM4
Product: MCM DNA helicase complex subunit MCM4
Exons: 1
Coding region: 1-2721 (906 amino acids)
Biological process (GO): DNA replication; DNA strand elongation involved in DNA replication; double-strand break repair via break-induced replication
Cellular component (GO): MCM complex; nucleus
Molecular function (GO): single-stranded DNA binding; ATP binding; single-stranded DNA helicase activity
Source: RefSeq, a predicted model, not a curated record